Orussus abietinus is the source of this 9510-nucleotide messenger RNA. RefSeq names its product axin (gene Axn). Lineage: Eukaryota; Metazoa; Arthropoda; Insecta; Hymenoptera; Orussidae. The record is from RefSeq and is a predicted model, not a curated record. The coding region runs from base 635 to 3091 and encodes 818 amino acids. Gene Ontology annotation, biological process: negative regulation of canonical Wnt signaling pathway. The transcript has 11 exons.
UCCAUACUUCUUCAUCACUAUCUCGUUCGUAAAUUCCGCCGCCUGAUAAAUAAUCGAUCACUGGUCGCGCGCGCGUUGGACCCAUUUCGAAGGCGAACCUAACCUCGAAAUGGGCCGAAAACCGAGGCUGCGUUCUCGAGUCGACCACGGGGCCCAACAAUGCCAACGCCACGUGCUCGGUGCACCGUUGAAAGGGCUUUUCCCUGCAGGUCGGGACUCGUUUGUCCGGCGGGAAUACGUCCGGCCGUGGAGAGGUUUCCAAAUAAGGAAAAAACGGGCGAAAGCAUCGAUUCGCGGAAAGCCUCUUAGGCCGAGACUCGGCUGACGCGGCCGAGCCCUUCUUUUGUGAUUCUUUGAAAGCGGAAAGUUUCCAAUAUAAAGAGGAUCAUUGACUCCGCCGAUAAAAAAAGAAAAAUAAAUAAACCUGUAGAUGGUGAUCCCGUUUCUUCGCUUUCUGCAGAUUUACUUCAACAAUUAGGAAUUAAUUAAGUAUGCAGAUUCCCCGAUGAAAAACAUUCACUUUUUGGACUUUCAAAUCGCACCAGGUUUGGACUAGCCAUGUCCAGUAGGAGGCGCCGAGGAUUGAAAUUCAGCGUAUACGGGAAAGUAGCACGAGAGAGUCGUGAUAGAUAGGAUGAGUGGGCCUCGCCAGAGCGAAGCUCGGUGCUUCAACGAGAACUCUCCGAGGCCACCAGUGCCUGGAGAGGAGACCGGAGGAUACGUCACCAGGUUUCGACCGCAGAGCCCCGCUCUGACACCGAGGCGCUCGUCGUUGGCCACUGCGACAGCCUCUGGCUACUGCGAUGCCUCCGCUCCAUUGGGAUUCGAGCCGGAAGGUUGUUGCGGAACCACCACCAUGGAGAGCGACUCUCCUCCGGCUUGCCUGCGUUGGGCCCGGAACCUCCAUACCCUUCUGCAGGACCCGGAGGGCCUUGAGCUCUUCAGGAAGUACCUUGACCAGGAAGGGAAACCGCACGCGAACCCCCUCAAUUUCUGGUUCGCCUGCGAAGGACUCAAGGAGCAGAAGGAUCCCGAUAGGAUAUACCAGCUGAUCAAGCUUAUUUAUAGAAGGUUUUUUCUCAAGUCGCAGCUAGCGAUACCAGAAGAUGUGAGGAAAGAGGCGAACCGUAGAAUAAAGGAAGGUCGAGCUGAUGGAAAGGUCUUCGAUGCAGUGCAGCUGGAGGUCGAAAGGCUUAUCAACGAGACAACUUAUCCUAACUUUCUGCGGUCUGACAUGUACCUGCAGUACGUGCAGGCUUAUCAGAACCCAGACUCCGGAGGUUGUCCAAGUUCGAGUUCCAGCAGGGAGAUGUCUCUCUCCUGUGGACCCAGCCUCCUGCCUACGGUGCACGAAGAUAGUGAAUUUGUCAGCUCGGUGCAUAGCUCUCACUCUGCCAGCGAAACACCUGGUGAGCUGCGAGGCGAAUUGAGACUGACAAGAGAUGUCUUGAUAGCCACGCAGCAAACCAGGGCAAUGGAGUUAAGACCCAAGCCGGAAGCUUACGCUGGCAUUUACUUGCAACCCGGAGCUAGUCCCUAUCAUGCACCGGUAUCCAGAUUGCACGCCCAAUAUUCCUCGUACAACCCAGUCUCCAGGCAGGACUCGGAGCUCCAGAGCUUGAGCAGCGAUGCACGCACCGAAUCGGAUAAUAUGUCCCUCACCGACUCCUCGGUGGACGGGAUGUCGAUAGGCAGGCAGCGCAGCAAGAAGCAGUACAUGCGGCAAUGCCGGGCGAUAAAAGAAUCGGCGAGCCUGAACCGAGACCCGAUGGCCCACCAUACGGUGAUACCCCGUACCCAGCGAGUCCCCCGCGACCUGACCCAACCCCUGGAGCCGAAGGCAUUCGCCCAGGUGCUGAUCGAGAAGCUGGAGAAGGUCCGGAAGGAACGAGAGUCCCAGGAGAAGCUGGACUGGCACCUGCAGGAGGGCGAGCUGGGCUCGGCGGAGGCCCCGACGGAGCUGCUGACUCUGGGGGCCCCGAAAGCCCUGGCCGACGCCCUCCGGGAGCAGCUGAUGGUCGAGGACGACAGCGACCAGGCCAUCCUGGACCAGCACGUCUCGCGCGUCUGGUCCGACCUGACCCCCUCGAGGUCCCCGGGCCUCGUCUCCCCGAGGCCCCACUCGCCCAAUCGCAGGAGAGGUCUGUCGCAUAACUAUCCGCGACAAUACAAGCCCAGGAAAGAGAAGGAUGUAUUCUCCACCUUCUCUGCAGACAGCGGUAACGUCCACGACUUCCCGGAGGGCAGCGACCUCGUCGGGGCUGGUUCCGUCAGCUCGCUGGGGUCGCACCUGCCCAAGUCGAAGUCCGUGCCCUCCGAUUACGCGGACUCCCUGCACAAGCCGGAUCUCUAUCUUCAAGGUCACGACCAGAGAUUCCGGAGGUCUGACAUGACCCGGCGAUCCGGCACGAAGAAGUCGAUGACGGAGUUGACGGACAGCGGAGUAAGCGUCGUCAGCGAUGCUCCACCCUUGUCUCUCAGCAAGGACAGCCGCCUAUUGUCUUGGUUGAAGGAGUCGGACAAGAAGGACUCGAAACAUGGCCGCCACGGCAAGAAGUAUGGCUCGAGGAGCGGCUCUUUGGAGAGGGCCAACAGAGAAGCAUGGGGCGUACCUGCACAGCCGUUCAUCGCGGAUCCUGGAAUGCCACCUCUGCCGCAGCCCCAUACCGCAACGCAGCUAGAGGAAGCCCGCAGAAGGCUUAUGGAAGAAGACAGAGCCCGAGGAUGCACGAGACAGCGACAUCCAGCAUGUGGAAAGCCAACUUACGAACCAGCUGGCCAGAGCCAACCUUGCGUGCAGUCGAACCAAUCGACCCUGAGGAAGACCAGACAGGAUGCCGGAGACUUUACCACCGUCGUGUUCAGCUUCUGCGAUGAGCAGUUCCCUUAUAGGACCAAAAUACCUGGACACAACGUCACCCUGAAGCAAUUCAAAGAGUACCUCCCUAAGAAAGGCAGUUAUCGAUAUUUCUUUAAAACUGAGUGCGAGGACUUGGACACGAAAGUCAUCCAGGAGGAAAUCACUGAUGAUGCCGAGAUCCUGCCACUGUGGGAGGGAAAAGUAAUGGCGCAGGUCAAGGCGUUAGAAUAGAGGGAAAUAAUGUUACAGAGGGAGGAAGAAGGAAAUGCGAAGUUGAGGUUUAACGUAGAACGUUUUCAACAUUCUUCCUUUGCUAUCCGGUGUGCCGAUGCUCUACGUAGGAUCUGUUAUGGACAAUCAUGUUGCACAGAAUGCGUUAUACUCCGCGUACCAGACUUUUUUCUAAGUUAACUUACUUACCUCGUACACAGAGUAUUUUAUCAGAAAAUUACAGAGAGUAAUUAUUAUUUUAUAUCGUUAGCACGCAGUCUUCGGACUUCGAUGAAGUCGCAAAUACUUCCCUAAGCGUCAGGAUGUGACCGGUGAAAUAUUUUGAGAAUCUUUAUAUAUAUAUAUUUUUUUUCUUUCCAAACCACACAUUGUUUCUUUGCAAAAGAAACAUUACCCUUGUUCUUUUCAGUAUGUUGGUUUCCAUACUUUUAAUUAUGGACGAAAUUACCGAGUUUUUUUAAAGAGUGAAAUGUUAGUGCCAUGACACUGCAUGUCUUUUAAUGCGCUUUUAGUUUAUUUAUAAGAGAAGGGGAAUUAUGCUGUUUAAGAGAAUGAAGGAUUUAAUGGCAGAAUCCAGUGCGCUCUGAAUUGGGAAUAUUAAUCUGGAGAAUAUUCUUAUAUGGAUCGUUAAGUGAAUCGGAUUAUUUCCUGUAAGAAUGGUGGGCCUUUUUUCAACCGGACUUUUAGUGGAAUUAUUGAUUAUCUGAGACAAAAAUCGCGUGUCUUCGUUUUAAUCAAGAAACAAUAUGUAGACGCGUGCAUUUUUCCUGGAUCAUUGAACAGAUGAAAUGAUCCAAUGUAUAGUAUAAAAUUAUAAUGUUGCUAAUAUAUGAUAACAAUUUUUUUUUAUGAGAAUUUAAUCACGUUAUGAAUGUCUUUACACUUCAGUUGAGUAACAUCUACAUUGAACUUGAAAGAAGUAUUUUAUUUUUGUCCUUUUUUGAAUACAAUGCUUUUUUAUUUGGUGGAACAAGAACUGAUUUCACUGGAAAAAAAAAAAAAAAAAAGAGUUACGGGAUAAAAUACGAAGAUCCUUCAUUUUCAUUCGCUUGUUUGUUUCCUUAAAUAAUUUCGUAUGACAGUUUUGUUUCGCGCAAAUCUGUGCGUUGAUAUACCAGAAACAAUUCUACAUAAUUGAUACAGUAACAUUAAUGACAAAUUAACGUUUAAAACAUUUAUGAGUUAAUCAAAGCAGUAUUGUCGCACCAUUUGCAUUGUGCCCUUCCUUUUAAUUUGGAGUUAAAGUUUCGUAUUGUGUACAAGUUGACAAGUAGCGCCUUAUAUGUCAACACGUUACAUUUGAACUAUUUAAUUGAAAUAAUUUCUCAGUGGGAAAUGGGCUUUUAUUUAAUCAUUUUACUGAUGUAUUUUGUGCUUCCUCUAAGACGAGUCGUCUGUACAGAAUUGAGAGAAAAGUAGGAAAUUUCUUCCACGUGCUCUUCCUUUUACAUAAAUUAAAAAUGAAAGCCAUAUUUGCGUUGAUGUAAUACCGAUGAGAAACUGUUAUUUCUCCCCAAAGGCUGUAAGUCAUUUUAUUUGCUUAAUUCCUGUUUCGUAAUUUCUCUUUGAUACAAAAAACGGCUUUUAUGUGGAGUAUUCGUAAGACACUUCCGAAACAAAGAAACGCGGAUUAUUCCUUUUCCCACGAGUGGGAAUACAUUCGUAAAAAAGAUUCCUCAAGCGUCUUUCUGUAGAAAAAAAGAGAAUCUGAGACAAGUUCUACAAUUCCCGAUGAUAAGUUUUAGGUCUCGGAAUGAAAAAGAACUUCCGAAAAGAAAGACGCGUUCUUCCUCUUUGCGUAUUAUGUAUUUGCGUCGAUUCUGUUAGAACGGUUUCUUUUCGAGAACGACAUCUACGACAUCUGUCGAAGGACACCGAAUGCACAGGGUGUCCUUUUUAAGAUUCCGUUUCUUAAACUUGAACGGCUUUUUUAUUUUUUAACCAUUUCGGAUAAUAUUUUAAAUAUACUCUGUAAGGCUUGUUUUCCCAAAAAAUUACACUUGGACAUCAUGUUACAUCAAUUUUAAGUAAUACAUGCGACAGUCAGGGUUAGAAUUUCAGGAGAAAUCAAAUGAGUUCUGAAAUAUCUCGCUAGGGCCAUUUUGAGGAAACCAAAUGUUUUCAGAUAUGAAAACAUGUUGAGAUUUAUUUUGCCUUUUGUUUGAAACCACUUGCAUUUUGAAUUUUCUGCCGAAUGAACAAAAAUGAUCUGACUACCCGGCAGAAAUGAUGCCAUUUAUUUCUUUCUGGAGGAAAACAUUAUGACGUCAAAAUGCUGUAAUAAAUCAUUGACUGAAACAGAUUGAAACACAGGAAUUUUACCCUAGAUUAAAAAACGAUUCUUAAAAAGGACGCUGUGUAUACUUUUUUGUUUGCGCACCCUUUUUGACCCUAGAGCAAACAAUCUCGUUCUGCGUGGAGCAUCGGUCGUACUUUUCUGCGAAAGAAAACGAAUAACGAUAAACACAAUGUUCUUCCUGUUUUGUAAAUCCGAGAGAUACGCGAUAUUCGCGUAAAUAGUGUACGUAAAACGGCCUCUCUCUGUGAGAGCACUGAUCUAUAUAUUAAUUAGUACUAGUGGCAAAGAAUUAAUAUGUUCCAUGGAAGCCCAGAUUCUAGAUUAACGUUUGAUGCUCUAAAAGCUGGCUAACAAACCAGAAGUGAGGUUAUAAAAAAUAUGGCGGACAUCCUGCAUAUGAGGGGAAGAGUGACGCGUAUAGAAAAGCGGAUAUUGUAAGACGAAGAACGCAUGUUAUCCGCUGUAUAUCGCCGUAAGAUCGAGAGAGAUGGAGAAUGAUUACAGCGCCGCUAUGUGUUGGCUAACGGACUAAUUGUCGAACAUCAAACGUGUGUACCGUUCUGACUUUUUACGGAGACUUUUGAAUUCUUUGUCAGUACUAUUAAAGAAUUCAGAGGUCCUAUAAAAGUUUAGAUCCUAUGUUAACGUAUGAUGCUCUAAAAGUUGGCUAACAAUGCAGAAGUAAGGUUAAAAGAGUGAUGGAAAAGAGAGUGAGGUUAAAAGUGAGAUCCUGCAUAUGAGAGGAAGAGAGACGCGUAUAGAAAAGCGGAUAUUGUAAGACAAAGAACGCAUGUUAUCCGCUGUAUAUCGCCGUAAGUUCAAGAGAGAUGGAGAAUUAUUACAGCGCCGCGAUCUGUAGGCUAACGAACUAAUUGUCGAACAUGAAACGCGUGUACCGUUCUGACUUUUUAUGGAGACUUUUGAGUUCUUUGUUAGUACUAUUAAAGAAUUCAGGGGUUCCAUAGAAAUUCAGAUCCUACGUUAGCGUUCGAUGUUCUGAAAGUAGAUUUAUAAACUUGGAGUAAGGUUAGAAAAGAAAUGGCACGUAUUAGCCAACGACAUCUCGCAUGGAAAAGAGACGCGUAUAGAAAAGCGAGUAUUGUAAGACAAAGAACGCAUCUAAUUCGCCAUAUAUCGCCAUAAGAUAGACAGGGAAAUGAUUACAGCGCCGCCAUCUGUAGGUUAACGGACUAAAUAUCGAGCAUCAAACGUCAGGAUCCUUCUAGGCUUGUAUGGAAUAUUUUGAAUUCUUCAUUAGUACUAUACCAGUUUGUAUAUAGAUCAACGCGUGGGAGACAUCUGUCGGUGGCGCGACGAACUAGCGCGCGACAGAAAAUGGCCGCUGCACGCACAUUGCACAGAUCCAAAAGAAAAAAGCAAAAUCGAUCGCGAGUCAUGCCUAAGGAAGCCACUUUGCUGUAUCGGAGUCCCGAUUUCCUUUCGCGCAGCUAUGCUUUUCGUUCGGCUGUGCAGUCUGUGUGCACUGAUUAUGUGCGUUAUGCAUUGUCCAUAGAGUAUAGUUGUAGGAGACCGAUUCUCUUGAAAUGAUAAGAUGUAGCGAGUGCUUCUAGUGCGCUACAUUACCCGUGGAAUGUAAUGAAGAAAAUGAGAAUGCGAUCGGGAAUAUAGCUAAUGACUAACCGUUUUAGUACCGGCCUUAGUCGUUAGCACUUGUAAAUCGACUAUAUAUCGUUGUCCGGCACUAAAAGGGUUAAAUUCUCUGCGAAUCUGUAAGCAUUUAUGAGAAUCAAAUCUUUCAAACGAGAUCUAAUUGGUUCUCAACAAUUUCGACAAGUUGUGGGGAAUUAUGUCGCGUAGAAAAUGUCUAUGAUAUCUCUAAAGAUUUUAGUUUUAAUGUUCCAGUAACUGAAUCUUUGGACGUUCUUUAAUUGGACAAAUCGCUAUUAAUCGGCUAACUUAAUGUUCUCCGAGAUUGACGGCAACAAAAACUGCGGAAAUGAAAAAUCAACGCAAGUAAGAAAGGAACCACGAAUUUAAAGGACACUGUUUUUCUGAUUAAGAAGUAACUUAAUUUCAUGAAUGUAGAUCAAAAGGUGUGUCCCUUUAAUAGUUCGAUUCUAUCUUACUUAUGUUUCAAUUUUGGUUUGAAACCACUUGCGCAAAACGCUUAGAAGUCAUCCCAAAAGCGUGCGAAGUUAGCGACGAAUGCGACCGCGGCGCCAUCUCGCGGCGGCAGUAUUAAGAAAUCGAAGCGAGAACUCGGUCUCCUUAGAUCUAUACUCUCUGAAAAACCGUCGGACUGCCCCGUCUGCUGGAAAAACGAACAGAAACGUAUGAAAAACCCGUACGUACUCGUUUUGAACAUUUCUGUAUGUUUCUAUGCAUCUACAAGAAGUAAUAGACGACCAUCGUGAGAAUGCGAUUACAAACGUACACGUACGUUUACAUUAGCGUGGACUACGUACACAUAACCUGCAUUUCGGUUCGUUUCUUCAACAUGGGCAUUUUCAUGAAAAAUCUCUUCCGUUCGAAGACUUCCCAUAGUUUUCCAGCCGACUGUACAAAAGCCUGCGUAGUUUACCGCCUUAACAAGGUCUGCGCAUAGACCCUAGACUUACAUAGAAGGAUUAUUAUUACAAAUUAGGCUGUAAGGAUUUAUAUAUAUAUACAUAUAUUAUAUAUAUAUUAUAUAUAUAAAAAGAACUAAAGAGCGAGAGAGGAAAGCGUUAUUAUUGAGGGGGCGAUGCACCGAUCGCCGCGCCAUCAUUCGUCGAACCAUUGUAAUAUACGGUCACGUUCACGCUCACUCACGUGACGCAGAGAAAAUGAGAGAGAGUGAGAGAGAGAAUGCGUGUUUGCGUGAGUGCGAGAGAGAAAUACGUAAGAAUCGCGUAGAGAGAAUCAGCUAGGUAGUGUUAGACAAGGCGUGGAAAGUAAAGAGAUGGAGCGAGGGGAGGGGAAUACCGCGGACAAAGGAUCAUUAGCAUUUAGAUCGUAACAAUGUUUUAUCAGGUGCGGAAAAUUGUGCCUUUUUAGUGCUGUAAGGGACUCGAUUAAGCCUAAGCGAGGGUUAAGAGAUACUUAUUAGUUGUGACAGAGUCAGACGGCCUGAGGACCUCGAGGUGGGCGUCACUAGCGCCGUGUCGCGGUGAGAAUACGAACUACCCUUUAGGCAUCGUUUUUAGUGCAUCAAGUUCACAGCGAUUCUAUGGGAAUUUAGGACAAUUAACAGUUUUUUAAUCAGGCUCAAAUUAUUCAUGAUAAUUUUAAUCAUUUCGAUGAGACACGAGAGGUUUUGCUCCGUCGAUAAUCUUCGCGAUGUCUGAACAUUUUAGAGCUUUCAGAGUUUUCAGAGAAGGUUUUAGAGUCCGUGCUGGAGUUUCUGAAAUUUUAAGGGUUGGACAAGCUACUUAACUUCCUAACCUAUUUUCUGUGCGUCUUGAGAUUGAUAAGGAUUCAAUGACGCUAAUUUACCGAUGACAGACAUGCCUAAUUCUGGGACAAGUAUUUGGUAGUAUUUCUUCCGUUUUAUGAAAAAAGAUAUUUUACAGGUAUCUUAGUCUUUCAGUUGUAAAUCUUUCUCUUCAUGGAAGAACGAUAACAGCAACGGCUUACAGUUUUAUUUGCCUUCUUUUUUUCCAUCAUUCGUGUAACGAUGGACUAUUUAUUUUUUUUUAUUUUGACCAUUGAUUUCUUGUAAUGUUUUAUGGCACUAUAACGUUGAUACAACGUUGGAAUAAUUACGGUCUAAUUUGUGUGCAUUUUGUUGGGCGCUCGUCGGCGCGCCAUCUCGAGGUGUUUCACAAUCGACGGUAUUUUGUUAAAGCUCCAUUAGUCGCUGGCGCUCGCUUCCUAAAUCCGAAAAAAGGGUUAACAUCGAGGGGAGAAAAGUAAGGAGAGGAAAAUAAGGAAUAAGGAAUAAAGGAAUUAGGGAAAGGGGAGGAACGAGAAUGGGUGUACGUACGGCAGCGCCAUCUCGGGCGCCCUCGGUGAAGGAGGCGAGGAGCAUCUUGGCCAAUAAUUUCUUUUAAUUGUACGUAAUUAAUUAUUAUCGACUAAUAUCACGAAUGAUAAAGUGUUCCUGUACCUAAUUAAUUAAUAAUUAUUAUUGUAUAUCAAAAGUAUUGAGGAUAAUAAUAAUAAUGCGAUUUUCACUGGA